CUAAAUCAAAGCAGACUGAAAAAUUGAAAUAAUAACAUUGCUAGCUGCCUAGCCUCUAGAUCUUACUUCAUCUCUACCUCUCAAUUGCAAGACAGUUGAUCUAAUCAAGGUCUACUAGAAUGGCUCUAUUUGGUGUGAUUCCCUGGAGCCUGUUUGUAGACGCUUGUCGACUGCUGAGUGUGUGUUUGUUCCUGAUCACCUCUCUCUCCCUCAACUGGUACUCCUUCCUUUCCAUCAUAGCACUGCUAAUAUCUCUGUACAUCCUGGAUCGCAACUCUUACAACACUGCGUCUGAGAAGCCACUGCAGUUUCCCGGGAAAAACCCGUACAAGGGGAAGAAGCGUGUCAAGGACGAAGAGAAGAUUUCACCAGAAACAAAGGAAAAAUUUGUUGAGCAGAUUUUGGACCUGGUUUUGUAUGAUGUUGAAAACUGUGCCGCUCUGAGAAAUUUCGAUAUUAUCCAACAAAACACUCACUGUACAUUUGCCAAGAGGGCCAUGCUCUGGGGAUCACGUGACUACGACACGUCUAUGUCUCUUGAGCAGAAUGUUAUGAGAUCACUGCCUGCCUUGACCAAGCUCUUGAUAGUGGGGGAUAGUCUGCACCUGGACGGUUUUCUAAUCGAGUUACCUGGAUCUCAAUUUGGAGCAACUGUCGAGGAGUUUGGACAAGGAGUACGACGUGUCCUCAAGUGUAUAUCUGAUCAUGAUCCCAUCAGCUUCCAUUGUAUGAACAAGUCGUACCUCGGCAAAGUGGGCUGGUCCUUUGAGUAUGGUGGUGUUCCCAUCUUUGUGACCACCUUUGCUCCUUGCUACCCUGAGAACCACAGCAGGUAUGCCUUUGGCUCUGAGAACUCGUACAUACUACUACAGCCAAUGUACUCGUUUGCCAUCCACGAUAUCGGUGAUGACACGCCCCUCACCAACUGGGACGAGCCGAAGACUGUACGAGACAAAAUACGAUGUGCCUACAAAGAGAACAAUCGUGGCUACUAUAUCAGAGAUACGGUCGUGUAUCCAGCCGCACACGACGUCGUGAAGCCACUCAAGGAGGGCCCAGGUCAUGUGAUCGAGUGGUGGAUGGAUCCCAGUGUGGAGGAGGGGCAUGGGGAGGAGUCAGGACAAUCAGACAGCGACAGUGAGGACAGUGAAAGUGUGUUUGAUGAAACUGAACCAAUAGCUAUAGACAAAAAGACAGAUUAGCUUAUAAAUGGAAUAAACAUUAAUUUGUAGUAUAUAUUUUUUUACUGUUUUUUAUGCCUUGAGGCGUAGUCACAUGAGGUAUACGUCCAUUGUCAACCAUUGCAAA
Messenger RNA from Halichondria panicea, 1308 nucleotides. RefSeq lists its product as uncharacterized. The record is from RefSeq and is a predicted model, not a curated record. The transcript is spliced from 5 exons. Bases 120 to 1202 code for a protein of 360 amino acids. NCBI's taxonomy places the organism in Eukaryota, Metazoa, Porifera, Demospongiae, Suberitida, Halichondriidae.